Cryptosporidium ubiquitum is the source of this 1887-nucleotide messenger RNA. RefSeq lists its product as uncharacterized. Gene Ontology annotation, cellular component: nucleus; HULC complex. Lineage: Eukaryota; Apicomplexa; Conoidasida; Eucoccidiorida; Cryptosporidiidae. The coding region runs from base 1 to 1887 and encodes 628 amino acids. Gene Ontology annotation, molecular function: ubiquitin protein ligase activity. The transcript has a single exon. The record is from RefSeq and is a predicted model, not a curated record.
AUGAUUAGUAAAAGGAAGAGGGAGGAAAAUGAACUAAAAAGGAGUUCUAUUUCUUCAAAGACCGAUGAUUUACCGUUAGAUUCACAAGAGUUGACUAAUUAUCAUGUUGUUCAACUCCAAGAGUCAAAUAAACAGUACAAGAGAAGAAUCGAGGAGUUGGAGAACCAAAUCUCUAAAAUGAUUGGAGCCUUUGAAAAGAUUGAAGGGGAGGGGAAAUCCGAAGAGGAAAAUCUUAUAAGCAAAUUUGAGCAUGUAAUACAGCAAAAGAAUGAUGAAAUUUUGUCUUUAAGGAAUGAAAAUCAACGUUUGAAUAUGCAGGAUAUCUUUAAAAAAUUUUAUUUAUCUGGAGAUUCAAAUUCUGAUACAAAUUCCAGUAUAUACGGUAAAAAUAAUCAAACCAAUAGCCAAGGAAUUUCUUUAUUUGGGUCUAUAAGUGAUGAUUCAACUAAUGCUGAUAGAAUUAAUAUCGCUACGAGUGAUAUUAAAUCGAAGUUGAUUGAAAAAGAGAAGCAGAUUUCUGAGUUGACCACUAAGAAUGAGGAAAUUUCUCGUGAGAAUUUAGAACUAAGAAGAAAUUUGUCUAUAUAUUCUCCUUGCGAAAGCUUUGAUAGUGAAUUAAAGGACAGAGAAGCAAAAGAAGGCAAAUUUUGUAGGUGUGUAAGAAGUAUUAUAAAUGAAGUUUUUGAGUUAAGAUCUCAACUGAAUGCAGAAAAGCUCAAAUUUGUUACUCUGCUUGAAAAUGAGCUGCUGAAGAAUAUAAAAGACUUUCUGGCAAACCAAAAGAGCUGCGAGGAACAUUGCAAAACAACUAACAAAGAACUGGAGGAUAUUAGAGGUAAAUAUAAUACUUUGAAACAAGAUUUUUUUUCUAUGGAAAGUGUUCAAAAGAGUUUAAAUGCUAGGGAUAGAGAGCAAAAGAAGAAAAUUAAGGAACUUGAGCUUGAAAACAGUAAGAUGAGAUCAGAGAAAGUGAGAGUAGCAGAGUUUAUUCGGACUGUCAGUACAAAACUUGAAAAGGGAGAAAAAGAAGAAGUGGUUGAAAACUUAAUGAAUGAGUACGAAGAGUUAAGUAAUGCUUUUGAAGAAAAAAGUUUAGAGUGUGACAAUUUACAUCAUAAGCUUGAGGAAAAGGAGAAAGAAUUUGGUGAUUAUAAAAUAGGGAUUGAUGAUAUAAAGCAAGCUCUUAAAGAAAUAGAGACAAUUAAGAUUUUGUAUGAGGAAAAGUUGUCUUUGGUUAGAAAAACAAAAAGUGAGACAUUAAAAGACAUAAUUAACUCUGGUACAAUCCAGCCAAACCAGGAGACCAAGAUCUCUAAAUUUCUGAAUAGGUAUUUGUCCUUUAUUGGCCAGCUUGGUAUGAAUGAUCAAAUGGAUAACCAAAUACAACUUGAAAAAGAAAGUUUUGACAGUAUUUAUAAAUCUCUAAUCGAACAAAAGUCCAUAUCCGAGAGACUUAAUUUAGAUCUUGAAUUUUACAAGGCUGAGUAUUACAAGCUUAGAGAAAAGUUGGAAUCAGUUGAGAAGGACGAAUCUAAUUAUAUUGCAACAAUUUCAAUUCUUAAAAAUAGGGUCCAGUACAUUCUAAAUAGGGUAAAUAAGCUUACCAAUUUAGAGAUAAAUUUUGAUAACACUGAGGAAAAUGAACAUCUUCAGAUUGAUGAUUAUGAUAAAGAGAUUAAUACACUCAAAUCGGAGAAUCAAGAGCUUUUAACUUUGAUGAAGUGUUCUGUAUGCCGUGAUAAAGUUAAAGACACUGUAAUCAAUAGAUGUGGACACCUAUUCUGUAGAGAAUGCAUUGACAGAAAUUUAUCUUCCAGAAAUAGGAAGUGCCCCUUAUGCCACAUUACUUUUGAUAAAAACGAUACCGGUAGGAUAUUUCUUCAUUAG